UAGGCCAGUGUGGCAUUGUUGCGGGAGGAUGGCAACAAAUAUUUUAAAUCAGGAGACUACGAGAGAGCCUUGUCCUGCUAUACACAGGCAAUUGACCUAUCCAAGGACCUGUUAGAGGGCAGGAUCCUUUACCGCAACAGAGCAGCCUGCUACCUUAAAUUGGGGGAGUACUCAAAGGCUGAAGCAGAUGCUUCAAAAGUAAUCGAAUCAGAUGGGAAGGAUGUGAAAGCCCUGUUCCGUAGGAGCCAGGCCCUGCAGGAACUGGGAAAGCUGGAUCAGGCAUUUGCUGAUAUCCAGAGAUGUACUGUUCUGGAACCAAAGAACAAAGUAUUUCAGGAAUCAUUGCGGCAAAUUGCAACAAAGGUCCAGGAGAAGGUCCGACAACAGUCUUCUACAGAUGCCCGAGUGGAGCAGAUGUUUAACAUCCUUUUGGAUCCCAGUGAGAAAGACUCUGACAAGAAACAAAAGGCUAUUCAGAAUCUGAUUGUUCUUGCUCGGGAAGAUGCAGGGGCUGAAAGGAUUUUUCGCAGUGAUGGAGUGCACCUUCUCCAGAAGAUGUUGGACACUGGGAAUGCAGACAUCAUGCUGGCUUCACUCCGGACUCUAGUUGGGUUGUGUUCAGGCCAUCAAUCCCGGGUGACAGUGAUUUUGCACACAAUAGGAAUGGACAGGUUCUGUCGCGUGAUGGGCAGUGACCAGGAGCAGGUUUCCCUGGCAGCUUGCAACGUCUUGCAAAGCACGUUUGAUUCAUUGAAAGGGGGAAUAAAAAGUGACAUUCGAGGAAAAGAGGAGGCAGUGGUUCUCGAACCCUUAAAGGAGUUGAAGAUGAUGAUUCACCAGUUGUUGGCGAUGUUGGUUCAACCACAGGUGUCUACGCAUGGCCGAGACAAUUCCAUAAACCUCCUGAUUAAGCACGUUCCACGGAAAUCCUUACGCGAUCCCAACAACGCCAUGACCAUUUGGGUAAUUGACCAAGGAAUGAAGAAGAUUUUAGAAGUGGCUGGCACGGUUUCAGAAAUUCCCAACAGCCUCUCGGUAACGGACAGCGGUCGGAUGAGUGUGUCAGUAUUGCUGACCAAACUUUACGAUGACCUCAAAUGUGACGCCGAGCGAGAGGCCUUUAACAAACUCUGUGAGGACUAUGUCAGGGACCGCUUUGAGUCUUCAGGGAUGGAUGGAAAGCUGCAGGCCAUCCAGACUGUGUCCACCCUACUACAGGGGCCCUCAGACGUUGGCAACCGAGUGCUGGAGAUGAGUGGGAUCUUGGAGUGCAUGAUAGCAUUGUGCAGCUCUGAGCGGGAGAUUGACCAGCUGGUGGCUGUGGAAGCUCUUAUUCAUGCUGCAGGCAAAUCGAAGCGGGCUUCGUUCAUUACUGCAAACGGGGUGACACUUCUGAAGGACAUCUACAAGAAGAAUGAAAGCGAUCAAAUCAAAAUUAGAGCUCUGGUGGGUCUGUGCAAGGUAGGAUCUGCUGGUGGAACGGACUACAGCAUGAAGCAGUUUGCUGAAGGUUCGACGUGCAAACUGGCAAAGCAGUGUCGCAGGUGA
Messenger RNA from Rhincodon typus (whale shark), 1548 nucleotides. RefSeq names its product protein unc-45 homolog A-like. Lineage: Eukaryota; Metazoa; Chordata; Chondrichthyes; Orectolobiformes; Rhincodontidae. The transcript is spliced from 10 exons. Gene Ontology annotation, molecular function: Hsp90 protein binding. The record is from RefSeq and is a predicted model, not a curated record. The annotation marks the transcript as partial.